GACGGCUUUUCCCGUAGGGCCACUGUCAGAGUGGGUGGAAGCAUCUAUCAAGCUUGAAGCCUCCAGCAAAGACCAGCAGCUGGUGUGAAACCGUGGACGGCUCCUCUCAGCUGAAGCCAAUGAAUACUAGAGCCCCAGGGCCUCCAAGGCUGUCUAGCCCCUGUCCGGAGGAGCAGGAAGCCAGGCUGGUUUAUCCCAGUUUACCCCACGUGGAGCUCUGGGCCCGGGGCGCAGGAACUGCAGGCCUACCUGGAAGAUCAGCCAUGGCUCAGGUUGUUCUGAGCCUGAGCGAGAGUCUCCAGGAUGAAGCCACCUGCCCCAUUUGCCUGGAGUUUUUCAGGGACCCCGUGAUCACAGACUGUAGCCACAACUUCUGCCGGGAGUGCUUUGCUCAGCACUGCAAGGAGUCGGCGAGGAACAUCUCCUGUCCGCAGUGCAGGAAGAAAAUCCAGCAGAAAAACUUGCGGCCUAACAGGCAGCUGGCCAACAUGGUAGAAAUCGCCAUGAAGCUCAGCCUGGAAGCGGCCAGGAAGGCAAGAGAGAUCGUGUGCGAGAAGCACAAGGAGCCUUUGAAGCUCUUCUGCGAACCCGACCAGAGUCCCAUCUGCUUGGUGUGCAGGGAGUCCGAGGAGCACAGGGCUCACGCCGCCGUCCCCAUAGAGGAGGCUGCCCAACACUACAAGGAGAAGCUUCAGAACAGCUUGCAUUUCUUGCAACAGGAGAGGAAAGAAUUCAACCCCAAAGGAGACGAGAAAAGCAAUGAAAUGCUGAGACAGGUGGAGUCCGAGAGGCAGGACGUUUUGUCCGAAUUUGAGCAGUUGCACCAGUUUCUGAGCGAGCAGCAGUGCCUUUUCUUGUCGCAGCUGGAAGUGAUAGAAAACGAGGUUUUAAAGAGGCAGAAUGAGUAUGUCACCAGGGUUUCGGAGAAGAAGUCCCUCCUCGCCACUCUGGUCACCGAGGUGGAGAAGAAGUGUGGCCAGCCUGCGAUGGAGUUCCUCCAGGAUGUUGGCAGCACCCUGAGCAGGUGCGAGGGUGUGAAGGCUCCCACCCCAGAGCCCGUUCCCCCUGAGCUGGAGAAGAAAGUCAUCAGCUUCUCUGAAAAUCGCAUCCUGGUCACGGGCCUGCUGGCCACCUUCAAAGAGAAUCUGCGAGCCGCGAUGGAUAAAGAAAGAGCCGACGUCACUCUAGACCCAGACACAGCAUAUCCCUUCCUUGCGCUGUCGGAGGAUGGGAAAAGCAUGAGGCUUGGACAGAAGCAGUCGGACAUACCUGACAACCCCAAGAGGUUCACUUCUAGCCCCAGCGUCCUGGGCACCGUGGGAUUCGCAGCAGGGAGGCACUAUUGGGAGGUGGAGGUAGGCGACGGGAACUCCUGGGCUGUGGGGGUUGCCACCGAGUCCGUGAAGAGGAAAGGGCAGCAAGAUCUUAUAACGGGAGGGAUCUGGGCCCUGCGGCGUGGCUGGAACGAUCAGUACACAGCUCUCACUUUCCCCCCAACCUUGGUCUCGCUGGAGGAGAAGCCCAGGAUGAUCAGAGUCCACUUGGACUAUGAAGAGGGGCAGGUGACCUUCUACAACGCAGAGAACAUGGUGCAAAUCUACCAAUUCACUGCCACUUUCCAUGAGAAAAUCUUCCCUUACUUUUGGCUCUGGUCACCCAACUCCCAGCUCCGGCUGCAUCCCUAAAGGGUAUCACUGUUCUCGGAGCAUCUUGCAGAAGUAGUCCUGGACGCUUCAUCGGAGCCAGAGAGACGGGGUCUAUAGGACUGCGCCCUCGGGGAUGCUCUGCAUCUGUUUCAUGACAAAACACACAAACUCCCUGCCUACCCCUGGAUCAUCCCCGCCCAGUGCUGCGAAGCCCCUUGAGAGCGCUCCAUACUCCACGUUUGAAUGGGUAAGGGGAGGGCAUCAUAGCACUCUGCGGGGGCACAGGAAGGAGGAAAAGCCACCUGAGACACAGGUGGCUUCAGUAAAAGAAGUAUGGGAGGAAGUUUUGGGCAUAAAUACUGAAUAGGAACGCCAUUCUGAGAGCAGCCUGGUGGCUCGAAGACCUGGGGUUUGGUUGCUGGCUUGAAUCGUGACUUGAAUUAAGAUUGUCCAUCUCUGGGGCAGCCGAUGUGGCAUCUUUCCUAGACCCCAAAUUCGUAGCAAUUUCGACCGCCCUCUCCUUCCCUGUUUGUGCUUUCCUACUGGCUUGAAGCAGUAACCAAUAGUAAACGGUGUUCAUAUGCUGGUUUCUUCCUCGAAAGCUUUUGAGCAAAUCAAGCUAAGUGUUCCUGUGUCCUCACAAUGACACGGGUCUGCGACAUCCGCCAAGGGGUUGGGCGCCAGUUGGUGCAGCUGUGAUGCAUCGAGAUUUCCGUAUGGGUAUUUCAUGUUAAAGUACCAUCUAGCGGCAGGUAUGGGGAAGGUCACCGGGAGCCUUGCAGGCUCUGGCUUCCUGCUCCAGAAAUUUGGAUUUUACCAUCGGAAAUUCUGCUGCCGUCCUCCUCCGUUUCGGUGCUAAGAGAAGCUUUUCAUUUCAGCUGGAAAGCAAACGCCUGUUUCUCUAGCCUCUCAUCCCUCUGCUCCUGGGAUCUAGGGGCUGUCACCAGGGAGCAUUUUGGUGGAAAGCCCUUGGCAGAGCGAUGGCAGCAUAUCAAUGCCCCUGGGAGACUGAGUCAGACCUGCAGGGAACGGCCACCAACCCAACAUCAGCAGCUCUGGCAAAUCCUGGUCACUUGGGAGAAGUCUCUUAUUCCAGAUGCAUUCACAGACCACUUCCAUGCCUCUUCCUGCAGCCAUGUGAAACCGGUCCCAGGCAAGCUGCCAUCGCAGGAGGAAACGGCCCAUCCUAAGGCUUUGGCUUGGGGGAUGCUGUCCCUAUGUAGCACCUUCCUUUUCACCUUUUAAAGACACGCAUGCGCGUUCAUGUGAUAACGGUACUGGAAGGAGGGGAAAGGAAUUAUCGAGAAGGGAGGGAAUUGAACCCAUAUGUUGUGACAGUUCAGGGAGGAGGUUGAGAAAUGCACAAAUGCAUUUUUCUCUCUUGGAGGCCUGCACAUGUCUCGCAUGAACAGGGAGGCUACAGAGCCGCACACAGCACCUCUGCCAGGGACCGUGUUUCCUUUCCGCUCGGCAGCUCUUCUCGCAGGCAGGUGAAAGCGUGCCGCAGCACGCCGCUGUGCAAGGAUGCUCGGUGGACUGCUCGUUCUGAGGGCUAACGAGAGAGAACAAGUAAACCAGACCUGGGGGGUGCGGGGGGAACUACAAAAAAUAAACCAGAGCAGUGAGCUGCAGGCGCCUGGUGACUCGCCAACUGGAAGAUGCUAAAGAGCCAAUGAGUUAAAUAUGAUCUGCAAAGAGGGGGGGGAAAUGAGCUUUUGGCUUUUUUUCCCCUUUGGAUGCAUAAGAAAGCCAUGGAACAUUAUUUUCACAAUAUAGGACUGCAGUACUAGUAGGGUUACUAUGAGACAAAAUAAUGAAAACCGAGCAGCUGAGAGGGGAAGAAAGGCUUAAUCAGACUAUUUUGGAUUCUUUUGGGGUUUCUCUGUUAGCCCCAAGCUUUGCUUUUUGCAUGUUGCUGCCUUUCUUUUAGCUGUUCAUUGCUGAUAGAUAAGUGGUGUCACAUGAAAGCAAUAGCCGGGCUCCCCUUGUCCACACGUACACAAUGCAUGGAUUAGGGAUCGUGAGCUGCUCUCUGGCUCAGUCAGAACGGCCUCAAAUCGUACUCUAAGUCACCAGCUGUGGUGCGGGUACCACCAGUGGUACGCAAUCUGCCUGGCAGUGGUACGUGUUGGCAGAUUUAUUAGAAUUAUAUGACAAAAAAAUUGAUGGUUGUACUUCAGGCCAAGCUGAAAAAAUUGCUGGUGGUACUUAAUGCUGUAUCAUUUUAAACUGCGGUUUGGGAACCGCUUCUCCAAGGAGGUUUCUGCCUGGGGUUGGGAUAGUGUCCCAAGGGACAUUUGGAGGGUGGUCAAGAUUGCUGAGCCUUCCUUGGCACAGGGGCUAUCUAUCCAUUACCCUCCAACCUUGUAUAUUGGGCUCUCAGCUCUGCGAUAAAGAAGUGUUACUUAGCGCCUGUUUAAGUCAAACACCUGGAAAACAAUAGGGAGAAAAAGGUUUAGGGAUGAAUGAUUCAGCCACCUCAAUCAUAACCUUUCAAAUGCAAACUGAAGAAAUCCCUGCCAAGGUGCUUAUUCUAGUUCUCUAGGAAUACAAGGCUAACUAUCCCCAGCAUUUCUUAGGUUAAAAAAAAUCUAGAAAAACAAAAUAGGAGAUAAAUUUAAGGUCUAAUCCUACUCAAAGGUGACUUUUUGGCUGAAUGGAGCCCCACUGAACCCCAGUGCGGAAGAGUCCCAAGAGUGCCGCCCCGUUGCUUUCCAUUCAUGUUCGCACUGAUCCUUUCGUCUACAGCAACGGUUCCCAAACUCUGACGGGUUGCACACCACCAAUUUAAAACGAUACAACCUUACGUGCCACUAGCAAAUUUUUCAGUUCAACCUUAAGUACCGCCAGGAAAGUUUUGUCAUAUAAAGUAAUUGUAAUAAAUCAGUUAAUGCGUACCACUGACAGGUUGUGGUGGUACGCCUACCGCUGAUCUACAGCCUUACUGGAGCGGAGGGGUCAGAGCAGCAUUUCCCAAUCCCACGGUCCUAACCAGUGGAAUACACAAGGGGCCUGUCAUUGAGGGUGUGAUUGGUGCCUUUGUGUGAUUGCUGUCUUCUAACACUCAAGAUCUGUCUGCAGCAUUGACCUAAACAUCCUGCUCAGUGACACAAGGAUGUGCAGUGGUCUUUCUCUAGACUGUGCACGGACUUUUUUAAAAGUGCACGCACACGUACACACACAACAUUGAUAAUGAAACCCGUGACGCUUCCCGCUGCGGCCGCCUGGGACUGACAUUUUGUGCAACGCCUUUUUAUAUUGAGCUAUCAGCCACCUUAUACCAAAGCCUUCACACAAAAGUAGGUGCCGCAUCCAAAGCAGACGACUCUCAUUGAUCUUGCAAAGCUCUCACUUGGAUCAGAAAUGACAGGAAGGGUGUCGAAGGGAGGGAAGAGUGGGGAUCAUGGGAUUGGGGGUGGGGGGGGUUGGCUUUGUCAUCAGUAUGUGUGAUUUGUGAAAUAAAGUACAUCUUUUCCAUC
Messenger RNA from Alligator sinensis (Chinese alligator), 5125 nucleotides. RefSeq names its product E3 ubiquitin-protein ligase TRIM39-like. Lineage: Eukaryota; Metazoa; Chordata; Crocodylia; Alligatoridae. Gene Ontology annotation, biological process: protein ubiquitination. Gene Ontology annotation, molecular function: ubiquitin-protein transferase activity; protein binding; zinc ion binding. Bases 120 to 1685 code for a protein of 521 amino acids. The record is from RefSeq and is a predicted model, not a curated record. The transcript is spliced from 8 exons.